Brassica napus (rape) is the source of this 3186-nucleotide messenger RNA. RefSeq lists its product as uncharacterized. The coding region runs from base 2534 to 2932 and encodes 132 amino acids. Lineage: Eukaryota; Viridiplantae; Streptophyta; Magnoliopsida; Brassicales; Brassicaceae. The transcript has 5 exons. The record is from RefSeq and is a predicted model, not a curated record.
UGACUCAUAGCCCCACCAAUAAAUAAUUACCUAAAACGUUACUAAUUAUUAAUAAAAUUAAAUCCAUCGGUGACAGUAAAGCCAAGAAACCUAAUCCUCACACAACAAACAGAUGAAUUCCCUCAAGUCAAAAGGUUUUCACAAAGCGUAGGAUCAGCCCAGUUUCUGGCUUGGAACAACUUAAUUCUUUUCUAAAUGGCUAAGAAGAAACCUCCACCAUUUGUGAUCCGUGAUCGUAACACGAAACCGUCUGGUGUACUCAAAGCUCAAGCUAUGAGAGGAUCGUCAAGCAACACUCACACAACGUCUGUAACAAAAUACAAAAACAGGUACAUCAACGCAUAUACCUUGCUACGAAGACUAAAGUCUAUGAAAUAGGCGGCCCAUAAACAUGAAAUUUUUAAAUCAUUCCCAACAUAAACCUUUUUCUGACAAAAUAAAACUAAAUAUCGCAAAACAUAAAUCACACGACCCACCGGUUAAUUGUCCACGACACACUUUAUCAUAACAUAAAUUUUUAAAAACACACUAACACAUAGGUAUUCAUGUACACCACCUCAACUCAACUCACACAAACUCAUUUCAUUCUCAUAUAUACUUUUCUAUUUUAGUAACAAAGCUGUAGCUCUGAGAAAUUAAUAAGAAACAAAGUAAUUGAACCACAAUCAAUGAUUAUUACAUAAUCAAAACAAAUAUUUAGACAAGAAGAUAAAAUAUAAAAUUAUAUUAAAAUAAAACAAUAAAAAUAGCAAAAGUAUAUAAUAUAAUUUAAAAUACAUAAAUUUUAAGAAAAAAUAAAAUAUAUUUCAUAAAAACAAAAAAGUAGAGUAAUCCAUUUAUUAAGUAAUGUAUCUCAUGGAUUUUUCUCCUUUUAAUGGUCAUAAAACCCAAGUUAAGAAAAAUCAAUAAUAAAUUUCUUGAAAAUCACAAAAAAUAAUACAUAAUUAAAACUAAAUUGCAAAAAUAGUUGUAAAUUUUUUUUAAAAAAAAAUUGUACACGUAGAUUUUUUUUCAAAUAAUCACAAAUAGUUGUGAUAUAAAGCACAACUAUAAAUUUAUUGAAUCCAAAAAAAUAUUUUAAAAUCUAUCCACUUUGAGUUUUUAAUGAACUAAGACAACUUCUAAAUCAAAACUCAUAUAUCACUAAUAUCCUUACAAAUAAAACACAAUAAAAAACUAUAUAAAGGCAGUAUAAAUCAAAUGUAAAAUACUUUAAGAAAAUACAUAUAAUUCUCAUCAUUUUAACGUCCCUAUUGCAAAAAUGGUCAAUCUAAUAAAAUAGUGAGAUUGUGCUUAUGUUAAUCAAAUAAACACACUAAUGAAUUACAAUAACUAAGAUAAAAAAUGUGAAAACAUAUAUUUGAAUGUGAGAACAAAUGUUUGACAAAAAAAACAAAUUACAUUGAUUUAUAAACAAUUAUUAAACAAUAAAACUAAAAAUAACACUAGUAAAUUAUAAUCUGCAAUGGACAACAAGCCUAAAUCAAAGUCAAUUAAUUCCAAGAACUUAUAAUCAACACUGAAAAAGUCUGAUGCGUUUGCAACGUACAGCAUUACCGCUGAUACCAAAAGUCUGAUGCAUUUACACAAGUUACUGCUGAUGCCUAAUUUUACACAAACGAAUCAAGUGAGUUAUGUGGUGGCGUGUUAUAAUUUUUUUCAAAAUAUUAAACUAACAAAUUCUUCACCUAUAUCCCCUCUAACUGUUAUUAGUAACUUAAUAGAUAAUUUAUAUACAUACUCCGUGGUACAUACCUUUUUAAGAGUAAGAACUAAGAACAUAACUAUAAGUCAUACUCAAUAGUCAGUACGUAAAUGUAACAUAUAGAAAAAAUCCUUUAUUAGUAACAUAUGGAGAGAAAGAAAUCAGAUCAAGCAUGGCGACACUACAAGGGGAGGAGGUAAAGAUAGCAUAAGAAGAUAGCGUUUUGGUCGAGAAUGUUAUCUUUGACAUAACUCAUAAUUUAAGAUAGCGUUUUGUUACCUCGAUGUUACAAAAAAUCGCAUAUAUAAUAUCAUUGUACAUUAAAACGCUAUCUUUACUGAGGCGAAAAAAUGAUUGGUUUUCCCUCUUACCUUUAUUUCAUUUUCCCUCUCAUUUUAUUCUUUAAAUAUUUACAUAUAAAAGAAAGAAAAUUUUUUAUUGGUUGAAAGUAAUACACAAGGAUUGCAAUCUCUAUCCUUAAUUGUUUUUAAUCCAAAGGUGGAGAUUGUGUUUUAAUUUGUCCUCUCCUUUUGACUUCUAAACACGACGACAGAGAGAUAUGAGAGAUUGCAAGGGAAGAAGACAGAGACCGGCCUGAGUUCGUCGCCUUCGUCACCGUCUGAGUUCGUCGCCGUCGACCUGUCUCUACUCCUCGUGACUUUGUUCUUCCGGAAUCCGUACUUCUCCUGAGAACGCUCCUCUCUCCUCUGCAGCCGAAUCCAAAACCAACACUCGUCUCUCUCUCUCUCUCUAUCUCUCUCUCUCUCUCUCUCUUCAAUUUCACUAAACAACAGAUCUGAAAAAAAGGUCCUUAGAGUUUGUAUCUUUAUGGAGGUCUGGUGCUUCCUCUUCAAAGAACAGAUGAAAUCCACAUCCCAAACCCAUCUUGGAUGCAAUCUCCUUCCUACGAAGAGGCUUGGAACGAGCCACAUAUAUGGUGAAAGUUGCUUUUGGAGGUGUGGAUUCUGUGAGUUAGCCACCACGUCAAAACCUGACCGUAGCAAUGAGCAGACAAGAACCUCAAAUGCUCUUGCACUCCCAUGUUCUAAGAGUACCCAAAAGGGUGUGACAGAGAAUGCUCUUCUUGUUGGUCCAACUUUACACCCAAAGGGCUUCUGUGUGCUAAGAGACAUAAGAUGCUGGAAGACAUGGAAAAGGACUUUGAAGAUGGACAAGAGGCAGAUAAGCUUGAUGGAGGAGGAGGUAGCAAAAGCGGUGGGUCGUUAGCCUCAGGAACAUUAGGUUUAGAGUGGAAAAGGUACAAGCUCCUGUGUGUGAUUGGAAGAUGGCGACGUUGGAGUACUGGUUGUGACGGCGUCGGUCGUGGUGUGGUGCGGCGCUAGAAGAUAGAACUUUAGGUAUAGAAUUUUAGGUGUAAGUUUAAUAUUUUUGAAAAAAAAUUGGUUUAGUUUGAUAUACCCGUCAUAAAUAUUCAUGUAACCAAUUUCGAUAUAUAAAAAUUUUAAAAAAUUUUAUUUGAA